AUGGAUAGGUUGAGUCUUUUACCAGAUGACUUGAUCUUUAAGAUACUCUCUUUUUUUCCAUCAAAAGCUAUAGUGACCACAAGCCUUUUGUCAAAACGUUGGUGUUCACUCUGGAAACACGUCCCAAAUCUCGGGUAUUCCGAUCCAUAUAUUGAGAGUGAGUACUGGAGCGCUUCACGUUUUAUAGACAAGUUUUUGCUACUACAAGACAACGCUCAUGCUCUACAAACUUUGUAUCUAUGCGUUAAUCGGUCCUGUCCUCCUGAAGACAUUGAAACAUGGGUUGGUGUUGCAGUUUCUCGCGGUGUGCGCGAUAUUCUGUUUUACCAAUAUAGUAGAACCUACUACUGCCCCAUACGGUUGCCUAGGAGCUUGUAUACAUGUGACACCCUAGUGACUUUAAGUCUACUACACACCUUCAUAGUUGAUGUUCCUUUGGCUAUUUGCUUCCCUUCACUCAAGAGUUUGACUCUUGAAUCUGUGGACUUCCUUCUUAGCGAUGAUGAUAUCGUUCAUCGGCUUCUAUCGGGUUGCCGUGUCCUUGAAGACCUAAAAGUGGUUCGAUGGGGCUAUUACAUAUUGAAAACUUUCAAAAUCAUGGUUCCUACAUUGCAAAGAUUAACAGUCGAGGAUGUUUUAAUAAAUUGUAAUCCAGUUCCAGGACCUGAUGCUGGGUUUGUGAUCAAAGCUCCUUGUUUAAAGUCGUUGGCGAUUACUAGCAAGUUUGGUUCGUUCCACUCACUAGUGAAAAUGCCAUACCUGGUGAAGGCUAACAUAAUGCUUCAACAUGGAGAUUCUAAGAAUCUUCUCGGAUGUGUUACCUCAGCCAAACACCUAUCCUUAUGUUUAAAACAACGAAUGGAUUCGUAUCCAAUAGGCGACUUCAGUCAACUCGUGUCUCUUAAAGUCUGUACAUGCUCUUUAGAGUGGUAUCGUCUUAUACUCAGCCGUGCCCCUAAACUCCGAGUUCUCAGAUUCCAAGGUCAAGAAAAUUUGCUUCCAUCUUCAUACAUAAAUGAUCUUAAGAAAUGUUACAGCAGCUCCGAAGAUGUCCAGACUCAGUGGGAGCGACCGAGUUCUGUUCCUGACUGUUUGAUCUCGAGCCUCGAAACUAUCGAAUGGAUUGGUUACAAAAGAACAGAAGCAGAGAACUCAGAGCUGAAGUAUUUGAGAGAGAACUCUAGAAGACUGCUAAAGACGAUUAUUGUUUCAAAAUACUGGGAGAGCCUACACGAAGAAGCUUAA
Brassica napus (rape) is the source of this 1245-nucleotide messenger RNA. Its product is annotated as putative FBD-associated F-box protein At5g56440. The record is from RefSeq and is a predicted model, not a curated record. Gene Ontology annotation, molecular function: protein binding. The coding region runs from base 1 to 1245 and encodes 414 amino acids. The transcript has 2 exons. Lineage: Eukaryota; Viridiplantae; Streptophyta; Magnoliopsida; Brassicales; Brassicaceae.